Messenger RNA from Phycomyces blakesleeanus NRRL 1555(-), 1458 nucleotides. RefSeq lists its product as hypothetical. The coding region runs from base 1 to 1458 and encodes 485 amino acids. The record is from RefSeq and is a predicted model, not a curated record. Gene Ontology annotation, cellular component: cytoplasm. Lineage: Eukaryota; Fungi; Mucoromycota; Mucoromycetes; Mucorales; Phycomycetaceae. The transcript has 2 exons. Gene Ontology annotation, molecular function: protein kinase binding.
AUGGUUAACAGAGCCAUAUGGAUCCGACAGCUAACCCAGCUUCUUCAAGAUGAGGCCUAUUUCCACCCAAGUUCUCCCCUUCCUCUGCACUUGAACUUGUCAGAGCUCUUGUUUUUACAGGCAGAACACCAGCUCGCACUGGCCGCAAAAGAGAAAGAAACAGAGGCUGCGACAGAGAAACCCAAGCGGUGGAGUCUGUGGGGCCUCAAAUCCAAGAGCCAAGGUGAUACGUCUGAACUAUUUGAUAAACUAUCUAAGCUUCCCUGCCUGAGUGUAGACCGCACUGGCCCGACCAUCGAUGGGUUUGAUGCUGAGGAGAAGACAGAGAGGGUGUCCUUGGCUAGUUUUGGCAACCUUAGUCGCCUAGUGCUGCUGCAAAUCCAUCCGCGCUGCAUGGAUGUUCCCCCCGUCACCCUGAAACACUUGGUCGUCCAACACGGCCAACUAGAUGACGUUCCGGAUGCUGUUGUGUGGUCACCCGAUACUAUUCAUCUCACCUCCUUGUCGUUGGCCAACAAUACCCUUGCGCGUCUCCAAAGCCUGGAAUUGCUUCAGAGUCUCACACAUCUCGAUGUUUCGCACAAUCUAUUGGACCGUAUUCCCGAAGCACUCUCAUGUCUCUUCAAUCUCCAGUACCUCAAUCUUGCUCACAACAAGAUAUCCUCUGUGGCUGCAAUUCACACCACAGUGGGGAAUAUCCAAGAGCUCAAUCUGAGAGGAAAUUCAAUUCGUAUCAUUGACUCACUUGACAGGCUGUGGGCCAUCGAACGUCUCGAUUUGCGUGAGAACUGUAUUGAAUCUCUUGAUGAGUUCAAACUACUGGCCCCCUUACCCAACCUCGAAACACUUUGGGUUCAAAGUAAUCCCUGCACUGAACAAACCGAAUACCGUAUUGAACUGUUUAGGAUAUUUGAAAUGGCAGGGUCAAGGGUGAUACUUGACAAUGCAAAACUAACCCACCAGGAACGACUCUGGAUGUCUCCUCAAAGACGAGCCAGUGAUACUGCUCAGAUUAUCAAAGAAAAGAAACCUGUCAAUGCUUGGCCAAGACCUCGCUCAAUUGCUGCCUGUGAUGAGGGACACACCCAGCAUUCGUGUCCACCUCUAAUCACUCGCUCAAAAUCCCUAAAGACAAAACGUAUGAUUCGGCUUGGAGAACCCGUGAUGCCAGCAGCCUCGUCUGUACAUUCUCUCAAAGAUGAUACGCAUGUGCUUCGAGUUGCCACGCUUGAACAAGCCGUCCAAGAAACUCAACUGUCACGCAAAUCCCCGCACAAGAAACGGUCAAAAUCUUCUCUCACACGUUCUAUUCGUUCAGGGUCUGUAGACAGUCAAAGUCCACCGCCACUACCAAAUACAGACACAGAGGCAUUUCGUCGAAAAAUUGAAACAAUUCGUUCAGAAGCGGGUACAGAGUGGUUACGAGUGUUACAAGAGAUGGAUCUUGAUAAAAAAUAA